AUGUCGCUGGUGUAUCGAGAGCGCGAUCGUGAAUGGGACGACUAUUCUGGUCGUUCUGACCCACGCAGCUCUCAUACUACUGUCAGGCGUUACGUCAUACCACCAGAGGAAGAACGUGAGCGCGAUGUUGUAUAUAGACGCGAAGACCCAGUCACUGGGGACCGGGAAUUAGUGAUCAGACGCAGUACGGAACGUGACGACCGGGACUACGACCGAGACUACAAACUACGACUCUAUGAGCGCUCUGAGAGGGAUUACUACGAUCGUGAGUAUAGCCAAUCUGACGGCCUUCGUCGUUAUUCCCGCUCCACAGAGUAUCUGGCGCGGCCGGAAUCUGCCCCUCAACCCAUCAUUAUCCACGAACGUCAACCAAUAAUUAUUCACGAAGCUCGAGGUCCCAUCUACGUCUCUCCACGAGAAGAGCCUGAAUAUCAGGUCAUACAUAAAACGGAGCUCGUUGAUCGGGAGCCUCGUGAUAGGGAAUACUAUUAUCAAAGACGGGUCCGUGAAUACGACGACGAACGGCGCUCUCGGCGUGAACUGAGUCCGGAAGAUUCCAUUUCAGAACGGGAACGGGAUCGCCGUGACCAAGACUACAGCAGCGACGACAGCAUGGUGUAUGUACGCAAAGAAACUCGAGAGUAUAAUGGUAGCCCACACAGGCGACAUCUCGCUGAAGGCGCUCUGUUAGGAGCUGGUGCAGCAGAACUGCUUAGGCAUCAUAACAAGAAGGAAGGCAAUGUCUCCCAUGGCAUUGGCCGUGUGGGAAGAGACGUUGGAGGAGCAGCGCUUGGUGCGAUAGCUGCUGGCGCCAUCGAGAGGGCACGAAGUCACCACCGCAGCAGAAGCCGGAGACGGUCUGAAUCAGUCGACUGGGAUCGGGGAUCACACCGCAGACACCAUCAUCGGCCCAGAUAUAGGAGCCGUUCCCGCUCAUCAUCCCACUCAAGAGCUAAGACUCUGGCGGAACUCGGACUCGGAGCCGCUGCUCUUGCAGGUGUUGUUGCUCUGGCCAGGAACAAAUCGAAAUCCAGGGAUGGGCGCGAGAGACGUAGUCGCUCACGCCAUCGCCGGGGUUCGAGUCCUUCCGACGGCGGUUCUGAAGACGAUACGCGAGACGAUGCUCGAAACCCAGCUCAUCGCAACAAGCGUAUGGCGGAAGCUGGUCUGGCAGGAGCUGCUGUGGCCGGUUUGAUCGAAAGGCACAGAAGUAAAUCCCGCUCGCGUCGUGGCGAACGAUCUCGCUCCCGUAGUAAGAUCAGACAAGCGUUGCCUGUUAUCGCAGCGGGACUGGGAAGUGCUGCCGUCGCCGGUCUAUACGAGAAGAACAAGGCAAAAAAGGAGAAUGAAGAAGCCCGUCCACGACGGUCUAGAUCGCGUAGUCGAUCUAGAUCUGGCACCUAUCCUGACGCUACCCGUGAUUCAGGGGGUUUGAUCGAGUAUGGCGACCGACCUGUGUAUGGUAAUAUACCAGAAGCAGAUUACUAUGGUCGACCGCCAAGUCCAGACGGAUACUAUUCCGAUGCUAUCGUUCCUGCUGCGACUGGUGCUGCAGCCUAUGGAGCUUCAAGGCAUCGCCGGCGUCAUCGAAGUCCUAGCCGCGACAGCCUGUACAGCAGUGACGCGCCUGAUUCGGAUAGAAGUCCCAGAAGAAGACAUCGUCACAAGCAUCACAGCAGUCGUAGUCGCUCCCGGCAUCUUGCUGAGGCAGCUUUGGCCGCCGCCGCAGGAGGCUUUGCUGCGGACCAAUAUGCAAAGAAGAAGGAGCGCAAAAGGGCAGAAAAAGAGCGACGAAGACAUGAAAGCGAUGAGGACUAUGACCCGUACGAAGAUCAGUAUGAUCCAGAUCCGUAUACGCCACCGCCUCCACCAGCAGGCGCUGGGCCAUAUGCAGGAGACCACCAUUAUCCUCAGACCAACUCGUUCCCCCCACCUCCAGGAUCGGCCCCUGUUCCCCCGCAGAGUCAACCUGCACCAUACAAUCCUGGAGAGUAUCCCCCUCCACCAAGUGCAGCACCGCCGCCACCACAGCCAUACGGCUAUCAACCUCCUCCGGGACCGGAUCCGUAUGCUCCCCGACCGCGGAGGGCGGAUGAGAAUGUGAGUGCUGCACCAUCUCCUAUUCCUCCCACUGAUGCACACCACAUGGUAGAUGGUCUAAGAGGCAAACCUCCUUUGUCAGCGGCAUCUAUAAGCCAGCCACCCUGGUCGACAAAUCAUGAAGUUGGAGAAGGUAGUCACCAUGAGCGCUCUUCACAGCCCAAGACGGUUGCCUUCGAUCUUCCUUCCGACUCGUCACAGGAGAGCGACCGUUCAAGCGAGCCCGAUACUGGGUACGAGACUGAUGACAGUGAAGCAACAAUCGAUGGGAGUGUUCCUAGCCAUCAUCGGGGCUCUGCAGGUCAGCAUCACAGGGGGCCUGUUUCCCACUCGCCAACACCGCAUCCUGAAGCGCAUAGUCCGUCACGUUCGCAUAAGCAUCGCGCCUCUGACAAGACCGCGGAAUCGGACUCUGACUCGACCAUUGACCUUCCUCCUAGAUUCGAUUCUCAAGGCCGCCCUAUUCCCCAGCCAGACGAUGAUCCGCUUGCAGACCACAUCCAAAAGCUCCUGAACGGUAUAGGCAGUGUGCUACUGAGAUAGUGCCCUGUCUCUGAUUCCCUAUUUUCUAUUCUGUAUUCUCCUAGACGGGCUUUCAUAAUUCCUAAUUCUUUUUGAUUAACUUCUGGAUUCUAUGAUUAUGAAUAUGGAUGAUUUGGAGACAACUGAUGAUUUACGAACUUUCAUGAUGGAACGUGGUUCACGAUGGAGGAUAGCUUAAUAUUGAUGUUACGAUCAUGAUCUACUCUGUACUUAUGUGAUUCUUUUUUUAUACAACUGAAUGUACAUCGGUUCUUGAACAUGCGUGGAUGUUCCAGGGAAUUACUAGACAUA
Molecule: messenger RNA, 2934 nt
Organism: Paecilomyces variotii
Lineage: Eukaryota; Fungi; Ascomycota; Eurotiomycetes; Eurotiales; Thermoascaceae
Exons: 3
Coding region: 1-2643 (880 amino acids)
Source: RefSeq, a predicted model, not a curated record